CCGAGAUCGUGAUUUAGCUGGUAGAAAACCCUAAUUCUCGUCGGUCUACUCACUGUCUCUUUGAUUCCUCGUUUCACCAAUCCAAGUCAACAUGAGUAGGCCAAUGGAAGAGGACACCAACCAGGGAAAGACGGAAGAGGAGGAAUUCAACACGGGACCACUUUCUGUUCUGAUGAUGAGUGUUAAGAACAACACUCAGGUGUUGAUUAAUUGCCGCAACAACAGGAAACUUCUUGGUCGUGUUAGGGCUUUUGACAGACACUGCAACAUGGUUCUCGAGAAUGUCAGAGAAAUGUGGACUGAGGUACCUAAAACUGGAAAAGGAAAAAAGAAAGCUCUUCCCGUCAACAGAGAUCGCUUCAUCAGCAAGAUGUUUCUCCGUGGUGACUCUGUCAUUAUCGUCCUUAGGAAUCCCAAGUAAGAGAUCGAGAUGUUAGCUGCUCUUAGUUGUUUCUUCAUAUGAUACUCUCGCUUCUUAAUUGUUGUUGCGUCAACCAAGAUUACAUCUUUGAUCAUGAGUCUUUUAAUCUAGUGUUACCUUGUACGUUUCACUUGUGUUCUGUUUUAUCUCUUAUGACUAAGACCCAGCGUUAAAUAGUUUUUAAUAGCAAAAGACAAAAGU
Eruca vesicaria subsp. sativa (arugula) is the source of this 622-nucleotide messenger RNA. The record is from the annotation of a GenBank genome assembly. Lineage: Eukaryota; Viridiplantae; Streptophyta; Magnoliopsida; Brassicales; Brassicaceae.